AUGCUGGCGUCUACAAGUUCGCACGGCCUAAUUGUGAAUCUGCAAACGCACCGCCAGCCAGCAAAGCUUGCAAAUCACAUCUGCCCCGAAGGCGACUGGAACCGGCUCGACGAGCACGACUCGCCUCCAUAUCUCGCCGAGCAAGGUAGCGCACGGGUCUCAUGUGAUGUGGGCCGAAUGAGAAAGUCUCAUGGGAGGCAAUGCCGAGCCAAAUUCACUGUGAGAAACAAUCAGGCUUUCUGUCACAUUAAGCCACCCAAGCUGACCAUGCAGUGA
Molecule: messenger RNA, 276 nt
Organism: Protopolystoma xenopodis
Lineage: Eukaryota; Metazoa; Platyhelminthes; Monogenea; Polystomatidea; Polystomatidae
Source: the annotation of a GenBank genome assembly